Molecule: messenger RNA, 1296 nt
Organism: Micromonas pusilla CCMP1545
Lineage: Eukaryota; Viridiplantae; Chlorophyta; Mamiellophyceae; Mamiellales; Mamiellaceae
Product: glycosyltransferase family 1 protein
Exons: 4
Coding region: 1-1296 (431 amino acids)
Source: RefSeq, a predicted model, not a curated record
AUGUCGCACCUGGGCGAGCACCACGCCGCGCUCGCCGCGCUCAUCGCGGGGAAGCGGCGCGUCGCGCUCGUGUCGCACCCGCUGGUGCGAAGUCGCGGCCUGGAUCUCGCCGCGCGGUGUUACGAGGACUUCCAUCGCGCGCGUCGCAAAUCGUCUUGCGGCGCGCGCUUGCGCUGCGCGACGAUCGUCCUCUCCCCCGCGCUGCUUCGAUGCGACGACGUAACGCACGCGCCGUUCGGCGGCGGCCUCGUCGCGUCGGGGUGCCUUCGCGGUUUAAAGCACAGGAUCAACGACGCGAUCGUUGACCUCGCGUUCGCGCCGCAGCUGAACGCGCACCGAAAGCGUCUCAACCUGCCGCCGGCGAAGCGCGUGUAUCACAAGUUCUUCCUAUCGAGCGAGGUCGUCGCGGCGUUUCCGCCGUGGUUCGCGACGCCGAGCGCGCAGUGGCCGGAGGCGGGGGAAACCGCGUGGCUCGCGUCGGGCGACCGCCCCGUCGCGUUCGCCGUCGGCAGCGGGAACCCCCCGCACGCGCGCGCGUUCUUCCGCGCCGCGCUCGAGUCGCUGAGGAGGACGAGGCGACGCGGGAUCUUCCUCACGCGGCACCCGGACGCGCUGCCGCCGGGCGUGCGAACGUUGGACGGCGGCGGCGGCGGCGGCGGCGGCGGCGGCGGCGGCGGUGAGACUGCUUCCCAUACGACCCCGUUCACGUGGUGCACGCCGUUCCUUAAGGACUUUUCCCGUCGUCACUCUUCACCCGCGCUUCCCUUUCAACGUUUGACCGGCGGCGGCGGCGGCGGCGUCGGCGGGACGGAAGCGGCGAAAGACGACGCGGACGUCUUCUACGCGCUGUACUCCCGCGUGUCGUCGUCGACGAAGAGAUCUGCUACUAAUAUUUCUUCUUCUCCGCCAAUAGACGUCGUCCACGUGUCGUUCGCGGACUUUAACGUCCUGCUCCCGAGGUGCGCCGCGUUGGCGCACAACGGAGGCGUCGGCACGUGCGCCGUCGCCGCGAAGACGGCGACGCCGCAGCUCGUCGUUCCCGCGUCGUUCGAUCAGCCGGAUAACGCUCGACGGUUGAGCGUUUUAGGCGUCGCGGCUAUCGUGCCCAACGGCACGUUCAUUAAACGGUCGCGCGCGAAGCACGUCGCGAGGGCGCUGGAGAAGGUGCUCGACCCCGCGAGCGGAAUCAAACGCCGGUGCGAGGCGUUACGGGAGAAGAUACGAAAGGGCGGCGAGGAAGUGAACGGCGGAGGGAUGGACGCCGCCGCGGGGCACGUCCUCGCGCUGCUGAGUUAA